Alternaria novae-zelandiae is the source of this 759-nucleotide messenger RNA. RefSeq lists its product as uncharacterized. The transcript is spliced from 3 exons. The coding region runs from base 1 to 759 and encodes 252 amino acids. The record is from RefSeq and is a predicted model, not a curated record. Lineage: Eukaryota; Fungi; Ascomycota; Dothideomycetes; Pleosporales; Pleosporaceae.
AUGUCGACCGUUUACCUUAUCCACACUACACAACAUACUCGCCCUUUCUUGACGACUGUACCUUUCAUAGCCCGUGACUUCGCUGCAUGGGGACAUCGUGUCGACCACCACCCCGCAGACUCGGCAUACAUCAAUGAGAUUCGAUCCCGCGAGGAUGUGGAACACAUGAACCGCAAGGACCGCGGUGGAAGCCGGAGGACAAAGCUGAUGGAGAUAUGGGCGACCGAAGCCGUCCGCAGAAAACGAAGGCAGCGAAGAGAACCCCAUGGCAUUGAAAUCGAAACAUCGAUGGGAGAGGGCGGCUUCGGACCGCAAGAUGCCAGAGUGAAGAAGGCUGGUGAUAUGGUACAGGAUGUCAUCGAUGGCGUGGCUUCAUUUGGAUCUCCACCUACCAUCAUCACCACAUACACACGCCAUCUCUUCGCCAUUCGGUACACACCAAAUGCACCUCUCCCAUCAUGGUCGAACCCCGACAUCACGUACGCAGACCAAGUCGUCUUGGAGUUCCACGACUACGAAGAGAUCAGAAAGGAAGAUCUAGUCCAUGCGGUAAACAGCGCGAUUGGCAAGAACGAAGGCAGAAUGGGCAAAGUGGAAAGAUGUGCAAGAACAGGCAUGAAGCGAGUGAUUCUAUGGGUUGACGUCGCAGAUGUCUUCUUCGGAGACGUAGUACAAGACGAACGCAAUGUGGAAGACAGAGAUCCUGUGCCAAAAUACGAGAGGGGAGAAAGGCCGCCAGUGUAUGCCGAAGAGAGAUAG